Molecule: messenger RNA, 2672 nt
Organism: Hirundo rustica (Barn swallow)
Lineage: Eukaryota; Metazoa; Chordata; Aves; Passeriformes; Hirundinidae
Gene: EPN2
Product: epsin 2
Exons: 9
Coding region: 311-2089 (592 amino acids)
Biological process (GO): endocytosis
Cellular component (GO): plasma membrane; clathrin vesicle coat; endosome
Molecular function (GO): clathrin binding; phospholipid binding
Source: RefSeq, a predicted model, not a curated record
AAGACCCUCCCAUUUUGUGCCGUUGCUGGAUUGUGACUGGCACUGUCUGGUCAGAGGUUCCUGAUCAGGCAUUACCCUCAAUAUUCAGAUCCAGGGAAGAUCUGGUGCAUCUUUAAAAUGCCCCUGCCCAGGUCAUGAUUUUUAUUUUCUCGUGUCAUCCUCUUGAGGAGGGGAAAUGAUUGUAGUGGAACGUGUCACAAAUACGCCACUGCUCCGGAGCCUUCGCACUUCAGAAACGUUCCUAGGAGAGCAAAUUUAGCCCUUUGCUGUUUGUGUUCUGGAAUCUGCCUUGGUAAAAAGGGAAAUAAAAAUGACGACUUCGUCUAUCAGGCGGCAGAUGAAGAACAUUGUGAACAAUUACUCAGAGGCCGAAAUAAAAGUUCGGGAAGCGACCUCAAAUGACCCCUGGGGUCCUUCCAGUUCGUUGAUGACUGAAAUAGCAGAUCUGACCUACAAUGUUGUGGCCUUUUCUGAAAUUAUGAGCAUGAUCUGGAAACGACUGAAUGACCACGGCAAGAACUGGCGACACGUCUACAAGGCCCUCACUCUCUUAGAUUACUUGAUUAAAACUGGGUCCGAGAGGGUGGCCCAGCAGUGUAAAGAGAAUAUUUUUGCUAUCCAGACGUUGAAAGAUUUUCAGUACAUCGAUCGAGACGGGAAAGACCAGGGCAUCAACGUGAGGGAGAAAUCCAAGCAGCUGGUGUCCCUUCUGAAGGACGACGAGCGCCUCAAGACAGAGAGGGCCCAAGCUCUGAAGACCAAAGAACGCAUGGCUCAGGUGGCCACCGGGGUGGGCAGCAACCAGAUCACCUUUGGGAGAGGCUCCAGCCAGCCCAACCUGUCCACCAGCUACUCAGAGCAGGAGUAUGGGAAGUCUGGAGGAUCCCCAGCAUCCUACCAUGGCUCGACAUCCCCUCGAGUGUCCUCGGAGCUGGAGCAGGCGCGGCCCCAGACGAGCGGGGAGGAGGAGCUGCAGCUGCAGCUGGCGCUGGCCAUGAGCCGGGAGGUGGCGGAGCAGGAGGAGCGCCUCAGACGCGGAGACGAUCUGAGAUUACAGAUGGCUCUGGAGGAGAGUCGCAGAGACACAAUUAAAAUUCCCAAAAAGAAGGAGCACACCACUCUGUUGGACCUGAUGGAUGCCCUGCCCUCCUCGGCACCGGCCCCACCCAAAACCGAGCCCUGGGGACCUCCUGCUGCUGCUGCUGCUGCUCCUGCUGCCAACCAGACGGAUCCCUGGGGAGGAUCCACAGCUGCAGCCCCUGCCUCCGACCCCUGGCAAUCAUUUGGUGCCAAACCAGCUGCUUCCGUUGAUCCUUGGGCAGCACCAGCAGGAUCCACAGCUCAGCCUCUGGCCAAAAAUGUGGACCCUUGGGCUCCUGCUCAGCCAUCUUCUACUGCAGCAAAAUCUUCCGUGGAUCCUUGGGGAUCAGCACCUGCAAACAAACCUCUCUCCACUUCUGGAAGUACAUCUUUUGACCUCUUCAGUAAUUUGAAUGGUACAGUUAAAGAUGAUUUUUCUGAAUUUGACACACUUCGAACUUCCAAAAAGCCAGCUGAAUCAGGUUCCACUCUGCCAUCUCAGCACAGCGGUACCACGAGCCCCGAUCUCUUUGAGUCCCAGCACUCGAGUGCGACAUCAGGCAAACAAAGCACGGCCCGAAAAACCCCGGAGUCCUUCCUGGGCCCCAACGCUGCCCUGGUCAACCUGGAUUCUCUGGUGUCUAAGCCACCACAACCUGUUACUUCUCUGAACCCGUUCUUGGCACCAGGCGCCGCUACGGCAGCGACUCCAAUCAACCCCUUCCAGGUGAACCAGCCUCAGCCACUGACCCUGAACCAGAUGAGAGCCAGUCCCGUGAUGGGCAGCAGCCCCUCCUUCAGCGCCGUGCCCCCCAUGAGCAUGGAGCCAAUACCUCUGUCUUCCAUGGCGCCCGUGCCCGUGGGGAUGGCACCGCUGCCGGCCAUGGGCACCAUCAGGAUGGGCCAGGGGCUGAGCAUUGCAGGAUCGAUGCCCCAAGCUCUGCACAGUACAGGAAUGCCGCCGGCAGCCUCCCAGGCUGCAAAUACAACUAACCCUUUCCUCCUAUAAAGACCCAAAAUUAAAGGAACUUUUCUUUUCCUAGCGUUUCCAGGCUGAGAGUCUUUCCAGCGAAACGAACGUGGCCUGUGUGGACUGAACGGUGUGUGAGAGACUUGGAAGUAGAUUUUGCAGUUUACAGUUAUGAUCUUUGAAGAGUUGUCUCUACUUACCAGUUAAUCUAAAUCUAGUCUUUGCUACGGAUGGUACCUUACUUUGGCUUGUUGAGCAUCGUGUGAAAUGUUCGGAACUUUUCCACCAAAGUUAGAUUCUGCCCAUUUUUGUUACUUUGUUAAUCAUUUCAAACACACUUUCUAGGGAGAGAGCCCGCCGCCGUCCGGAAAAACUCCCUUGGCUAUUUUGUAGGUGUCAGAUCAUGUGCUGGAUUUCCGAAUUUACUCUUCCCCUGCAUCUGUCACUUCCUGUGCCCGUAAGAUAGACCUGAGAUUCCGAGUGCUAGUGAAUGUUUUUGCACAUAACUACACACAGUUCUAUAGACUGUUGGUUCACCCAUAGUCCUUACUUCUUAGAAGAGACCGACCCGGAGGGCCCGGGGGGGGCUUGGUUUUUAUGCAUUAAACAUCGCAAACUCGCA